AUUGAUAUUUUCAAUGAACUAAUGGCUGUAUUUUGAGCGCCAAUUGAGAGACUAAUAGAGUGAGUGAUUCAAUGAUUACUACAAACAAUACAAUACUAUCACUGAUUUAAGUCAUUAAUAAAAUAUAUCUCAUCUGCGGUCACAUCGAUGGCUAAGACAAAGACAAAUAAACGAAAGCGAGAAGUAAUGGAUAAUAAUAAAGAAGAAGAUAACAAACCAGAAAGACCGAAGUGUAUAUUCUGUGGUUAUGUCACAAAAAACAAAUACUUUUUGGGCAAACUUAUGACCAGAGGAGACAUAUCGGCCCACUAUUACUGUAUCUUAUUUAGUCCAGGACUUCAACAAAAUGGUCGAAUCGAUGAGGGUUUCAAAGGAUUUCUCGAAGAAGACAUACAGAAAGAGGUCCGCAGAGGUCGACAACUAUUUUGUACUUAUUGUCACAAAAGAGGUGCUGUUAUCGGCUGUUAUCGAAACGAUUGUCGAGUCGUCUUUCACUUGCCGUGCGGUCUGAUUCACGACUCUUACCAUUCAUUUCACGAUCCGAAGAAAAAUUUUCCCUCUUAUUGUAUAAAACAUCGAUCCAUUCAACGAACAGAUCCUAAAAAGGAAUCUACAGAUGAUUUGUGUGCCAAUUGUCGCGAACAAGUAGUUUGUAAGCCGACACCGAAAACUUUAUGGACGCCCUGUUGUGGACAUUGGUUGCACAGAGAGUGUGUUAUUAAACAGGCCUACCAUCAGGGAAAACAUCACUUCAAAUGUCCCAAUUGUAACAAUAGGGAUGAGUUUAUCAUUGAAAUGAAAGACUUUGGUAUACAUGUGCCUUCACGUGACGCGAGUUGGGAGGACGGCAACAAUUUUGCCGAUCUUUAUGAUCGUAGCCACAAGUGCUCAGCAGAGAUGUGUUUCUCGAAGAAAGGCAGAGAAUAUAAUGGUGACAAUCAUUGGGAACUGUUUGCAUGUGACGGAUGCGGUAGUCAAGCUAUUCACGGAAAAUGUGGAAAUUUAAAGUCAGAUGAGUGGUUAUGUGCCGUAUGUUUGCCAAUAUUUCAUAAGGACAACGAUACUAAUGCUUCAAAGAAAUUGAGAGUUCAAAAUGAUAAUUAA
Molecule: messenger RNA, 1104 nt
Organism: Oppia nitens
Lineage: Eukaryota; Metazoa; Arthropoda; Arachnida; Sarcoptiformes; Oppiidae
Product: G2/M phase-specific E3 ubiquitin-protein ligase-like
Exons: 2
Coding region: 148-1104 (318 amino acids)
Cellular component (GO): nucleus
Source: RefSeq, a predicted model, not a curated record